UCACUGUAGCGCGCGCAGACAUUUACGUCGAGAUGGCAACUGAGAUGAACUCGCUUUAUUUCUCGAUAGAUCGUUGAAGAAUGGCACGGUUAAAACUAAUGUUGAUAUGUAUUCAGCACUGUGUGCUACGUGUCCACGAUUCCUGAAGAUAUUUAAAAUCACCAUUCACAAGAGUGCUUUUGAUUCCUGUGGAAUCUGUACAACAUUUUGCCUACUUUUUUCUUCUUUCACCUCUUUUUUUUAAAAAAAAAAAACAACAUACUCUCAUCUGUGAGAGCGUGGAUAUCUGAGCGUCACGUUGGAGACAAUUUUCAGUCAACGAUGCCCGUACAAGCGCCGCAAUGGACCGAGUUUCUGUUGUGUCCGAUCUGCACGCAGACGUUUGAGGAGAACGUGCGCAAGCCCAUCAGCCUGGGCUGCGGUCACACCGUCUGCAAGAUGUGCCUGAACAAGCUGCACCGCAAAGCCUGCCCUUUCGACCAAACCACCAUCAGCACCGACAUCGAGCUGCUCCCUGUCAACACAGCGCUGCUGCAGCUCGUCUGCCCUCAGGUACCAAAGUCUCAAUCCGUCACCUUGGUGAAAGGAGCGGAGGACAUCAAGCAUUAUGAUGAAGCUCGCAUGUGUGUGGAGGAGCUGGCUCUCUACCUCAAACCCCUCAGCAACACCCGAGGUGUAGGGCUGGGCACUGCGAGUCAGAGCCUCCUCAGCAGACCCAUGCAGAGGAAGCUAGUGACCCUGGUGCACUGCCAGCUGGUUGAAGAGGAGGGACGUAUCCGUGCUAUGCGUGCAGCCCGCUCUCUGGGUGAACGGACAGUCACCGAGCUAAUCCUACAACACCAAAACCCUCAGCAGCUCUCUUCCAACCUGUGGGCUGCUGUCCGAGCACGAGGCUGCCAGUUCCUCGGCCCUGCCAUGCAGGAGGAGGCUCUAAAGUUGGUGCUGCUGGCGUUGGAGGAUGGUUCGCCUUUGUCCCGCAAGGUUCUGGUUCUGUUUGUAGUCCAGAGGCUGGAGCCACGCUUCCCUCAGGCCUCUAAAACCAGUAUAGGGCAUGUUGUACAGCUGCUGUACAGAGCCUCGUGUUUUAAGGUGACUAAGCGAGAUGAGGACUCAUCCCUGAUGCAGCUGAAGGAAGAGUUCAGGACAUAUGAGGCUCUGCGGAGAGAGCACGACUCCCAGAUUGUCCAGAUCGCCAUGGAAGGAGGCCUGCGCAUUGCCCCUGACCAGUGGUCCUCCCUGCUCUAUGGAGAUCAGUCCCACAAGUCCCAUAUGCAGUCCAUCAUUGAUAAGUUGCAAACCCCAGCCUCUUUUGCUCAGAGUGUACAGGAGCUCACCAUUGCCCUGCAGAGAACAGGAGACCCAGCCAACCUCAACCGCCUCCGACCGCAUUUAGAGCUUCUGGCCGACAUUGACCCGAGCCCAGAUGCCCCUGCCCCGACAUGGGAACAGCUGGACAAAGGGCUGGUGGCUGUAAAAACAGUGGUGCAUGGUCUUGUAGACUUCAUCCAGAAUCACAGCAAGAAGGCAGGAGACCCACAACAAGCUCCUCAGCACAGCAAAUACAAGACGUACAUGUGUAGAGACAUGAAACAGAAGGGAGGGUGUCCCAGAGGAGCCAGCUGCACCUUUGCCCAUUCCCAGGAGGAACUGGAAAAGUUCCGCAAGAUGAACAAGCGUCUGCCUUUGAGGAAGCCCCUCAGUCAGUCGCUCACUCAGCUUAAUGACAUGGACGUAGCUUGCAACCCAGGCCUUCUGUCUGAUGAAGGGUUGGUUGUGGAGGGUCUGGCCCACAAACCUGCCAUUGUCGCCAAUGGUAUUCUUCCAGUGCCACCUGGAUCAAAACUGCCACAUCUGGUCUCCCGCGGAUCAGUGACACCCUACGACACGGCUCGCAAGCUGGGAAAACCAGACACGGGGAGCCUCAGUGCUCCUGAGUCACCACCAGACUCACUGGACUCCAUUCCUAAAGUGGUGAUGACUUCAUCUCAUCCUAGAGUCCCGAGAGAAGGUCUCCCUGGACACACACUGUCUGCUGUCUCCAGAGUUCCCCAGAUGCCGCAGUACCCUCCACAUCAGCCAGAGGCCUAUUACUCAGAAUCCAGAGUACCACCGUCUGCUUCUCAAUACGAGUCCUCUCAGUAUCCCACUGGCAACUCCUAUGCUUAUCAGCACUUGCAGCCUCGCUACACUCGCCCACCAAUUGACCCUGGCUUGGCGCCCUAUCCAGACCCGUAUCCUGUCUCCUAUCCCCCAGAACGCCAGUACCCCGCUCAUGCAUCUGACCCUCGUUACACCUAUCCACCGCAUCACGACAGUCGCCGCCAUGCGCCUUAUGGAGGCCAUCCUCCAAUCCCGUCAUACACUCGAGAUGAGCUGGGCCACAGGAGCCCUGUCCCUAUGGAGAUGCCCCCACAGACGCAGACGGCAGGAGCAUCGUCCUCCUACCUCCCAGAAUCACGGGACAGAUACGGUUCCGAGAGCUACAACCACUCCAGCCACAGCAGGCCGUACAGUGGCAGGAAUGCCUAUGCCCGGCCACAGCCCAGCCUGGACUACCUGCACCGUCGGAGAAAGGAAAUCAUGGCCCAGCUGGAGGAGCGGAAAGUCGUUUCUCCUCCUCCCUUCACCUCUUCUCCAAAUCUGGCUCAUUCUUAUGACCCCAGUUAUACACAAGAGGUCAGGGGGCAAAAUCAUUAUAUGGGUGAGAACCCUCCAGCAUUCCAGAACGUCAGAGAACCAGAAUAUGCAGCUUCAUACUCGCCAUGGUCAUGUGACACUUUUGUCCCCUACAUUGGCAUCAAGGAUAUGAAGUCCAAAGAUGGUCCAGCAACAGGCUACAUGGAGAUGCAGACUAUAGAAAAAAGCCUGAGAGAUCCGGCUCUGGAGCUGCAGCGUCGAGCGGCAGAGGUCAAAGAUGAUGAUCCAAUCAUCCCAUUUGGCUCACUGCCCACUGUCUCUCGCUUUGGAGCAAUAUCUCGUACGUCCAAAUCGGGAUAUCAGCCAGCUGGCCUACUUCCAGGUCCCCCAGCCAAACAUGCUGCAAAUGCAGUUGAUUACAGCUAUGGGAAUCAUGGAGGAUGGAGUGAGGCCCCUUACACCCAGCACCAGACCAUGCCAUCUCAGGGACACUUCACUGAACGACUGCCCCCUUCUGCCCAGGACAGGGAACAGCUGAAGAUGGAGCUUCAGCAGGUCAACCAACAGAUUACCCAACAGACACGCUGCAUGGAGAGGGAACCAGGUUCAGCAGCUGGCCAAGCUGCUCCAGCGGAGUGGUCGACAGCUAGUGUUUCCAGCGAGCAGCUGAGCCAAGAGUUGCACCAGGUGGAGAGAGAGAUUGGCAUGAGGACACGUGAGAUGGCGAGGGAGGCAGCUGGCAUGAAAUACAAACUGGUAGCAGGAAGUGAGAACGGGCAGAGCGAGCCCAAUUUACAGCGGGAGGAUCACCACCUAGCCCUCAGUGAGGGAUCAAAUGGUUCUAGUUCUGUGGUGCAGGAUUGUGGUUUGGGCAGCACCAGCAUGUCCUCUCUGACCAGCAAGACAUCCUCACUCAGCCUGUCAUCUGAACUGGUGGGCAGUAGCACGGAUCUAACCAAGAAUGGGGUGGCUCACGCGUGCUCAUAGUUUGUCUUCAGCUGGAAGCGAUCUUAUGAGCUGGUGUCUCUCUCUCCCUCUUUCUCUCCCUCUUGCUGUACAUUCUGAGUAAAAGUUGUAUCUGAAGUUCACCUCCAAUUUGCAGAGGCUGCAAUACACCACCAACCAUCCAUUACUUAACUCUGUAACAUUACUCCACUCAUAUUGGGUCACUUCUUUUUCUUUACCACCGCAGUAUUGGGAUGUUGAGCGUUCCAUAUAUUCGAUGCAUACAGCUGCAUUUGUGACCGCUGAUCAUACAAACAAUUCAAAAAUGGUGAGUCAUUCUUGCCUUGCAGCAUCAACAGGAUUUUAUAGGAAUAAGCAGUAUCUGCCCCCUUUUUUAUGAAUUUUUUUUUUUUUUCCUGUGAUAAAUUAUUUCACUGACUUAAAAACCAGAGCAUCCAAGAAACAUUUUAUGAAUGUGUUUUUACUUGCAAGUCUAAACAGUAAUAUUAAUUUCAAUUAAGAAAAGUAAUACUCGCACAAUACACAAACUACAUUCUUAGUAGUUACGUUAUUCAUAAAGCUGACUUUCUUGUUUUAUGUUUACAUUGUGCACGUUUCUCUCGUGAAUUUUCUUACAAUUUCUGUAGGAGCCUCCUAUCAUGCUGCAUAUUCUACAUAUUAGAAAUUGAUGGAUAUGAUGAACAUUGCCUGUUCAAAAUAACUCCAGCACUUUUUUUUUUUUUUAAGUCAAAACCAGACUGUUAUUUUGAUCUGAAUCUAGUAUUGUUGCCCCUCAGCUUCAUAUAUGAGUGGUUAGUGUUCAGGUGUGGUCUUUGCUCAGUAUCUUCUCCCAGUAAAACAUUACUUGGUUCCUGCCCACACGUAUACAGGAUUUUUUUUUUUUUGGUGUCCAUGUGAAAAUGCUAUCUGAAAAUGAAGCUUCUAAAAAACAUGGAGAAAUGUUAAUUUACUGUGUGGAUGGGAACACCGUACGUUUUCCUACGCACUUCCGUUGUGGUUUUGUGUGUUAUGAGUGCUCUAGGACUGUUUUUAAAAUGUCUGCUGACCAGGUUGUCAGUUUAAUUAGUUUAAUUUCUUAUUUGAUAAUGUCUUUUGAAAUUUAAUUUUGCCUUUUUAUAUUACACACUCAUGCAGAUGAUUGCACACUGUAUGGCUCCUGAAUCCAUCGCUCCAGGUUACAGUUACAUACUGUGAACCUACUGUGAGGUUUUGGAAAAGAUUUUGGUGAACGCUUUGUGUUUUGAGUAACAUUUAAGCAGUGGUAUCACUUUCAGUUCAUGCUCAUGUUUUGUCAACGUGUAUUUGUUUUGCUUUAGAGCUUUCGGCAAUGCUGGUAUUUUUCCACACGUUGUCUUCUCGAUCAGUUAGUACGCAGCUCUUAAGGGUUUUUUUGUGGGGUUGGGGGUUUGUGGGUUUUUUUUUUUAAGAGACAUGGCAGUUUACGACACUAUCGCUGCACUAGUGUCUCCGCAUGAGCAUUGAAAAUGUUUUUGCCUAUUUCUUUUGAAAGAGAUAUCUUAAACACUGUUCAUUGUUUUCCCAAAAAUAUCCGUGUGUGUGUGUGAGAACGGCACCUCAGUUUUGUGUCCUGUGUAAUUCCUGCCAAUCAGCUAGGCAUGCCCUCUGAACUGAUGGGCUAGAUGGUCCAGGUUGCUUGUGUUGCUUCAGAAUACAGUGCUAGCUCAGUUCGAAGUUUGACCUCACGGACAUCAUUCUUCCAUGCUGAAAUCGAGACUGUGCUGUCAGACUGACCCUCCCAAAUCUGUUCGCCUUCCUGGUGAAAAACAGCCAAAUUCUUACUAUUUUAGUUGACUAUGUUUAGAUUUGUCUCGUUUCCCAGAAGCUGAGCUUCCAAAAAUGUGCUUUGCUUCUUCAGAGGUGGUCAGAAACAGCUAAAGCAUGUGGACAGGGCCAGAGAGCCACUCAUCACUAGUAGCCAAUUGCACUUGUAUUUUUUUAUGUAUAUUAUUUUAGAUCACGUACUAACAUACCUCUCAGCUUUAAUGUAUUUUUAACCAGGGAUAUUUACACAUUUCAUCCUGAGGAUGGAAAACAAAAAGCCUAAGAGACAAACUGAAAGGAGACAUUCUGUUUUAUGAAUGUUGAUGUAUAUGUUGUUUCAGGGAAAACUUUGAUCUGCAUGCAGAUCUUCAGAACUAGAAAUGGAACUAAAAAUGACUAAAGCCUUACAGUCAGGGUGCUGCUGUGGUGUGUGUUAAAUGUGGGGUUUGUUUUUUUUUGUUUUUUAUAAACACACUGGCUCAUUUAGGACAUUUGUGUUCUAGAAAUUUUGAGAUGAAAUGCUGUUCUGAUCACCUCUGAUUGGACCUCAAGCAAUUUAUUUUUUGGAACCAUUUUUGUUGUUGCUUUUAACUUCUGUGAAGUUGCUGUUGUCACUGGCAUGUUAAUGAUUUCUCCAGGAGGCCACAGCGAGGGGUUCAGAGCUGAUGCACCUUGUACUGUGUGUGUCUGUCUGUCUGUCCUUUUUUGAAGCAGUGAUUCUCAGUUCAAAUCCAGGCCUUUACAUGAACCUAGAAAGUAACAAGGACUGAGAAUCACUGCUUUGUGUGUGUGGAUCCCGUCGUUCGUUCAUUAUAUGUUUUGAACAGGCUCGGGGGAGACCACACUUAAGAGCUUGUACCACUUAACAGCUAUGUCUUUGGAGAUUAAACAAGUAAUACAAUCGUGACAUUGUUUAAGAUACAAACAACUUCAGGUGGAUUUUGGAGCAUUUUGUGACUGAGAAAAAAAAAAUUGACUUUGAACAGCAUUAUUUAGCUUUUUGAGUAUGCAGUAUUCACAGUAAAAAUACUAAAAAAAAACAAAAAACAGCUUAAUGUGGCAAAAAUACAUUGAUGCAUAGUUAGUUAUUUUAACAAGGUGCCAGCAAAAUUAUGGAUGUGAUAUUUUCAUUGAGCGUGUAUAAAAUUAAACUAUAAAAGAGGAGGAACAUUUAAUAAUUCAGUACAAAAUUAGCAGUAAUGGUGGCAUUGUUCAGUGUUGAGUAUUGAUCCCUGCAAUAGCAAGCUUAUUGAAAUUAUAUCGCAUCACCCAGCUAUGAACUAGAUUCUCUGAGGAAAUCUGAAAGCGUUUGGCAGAAAUAAGUGCACAAAAAGUGAACUACUGAAUUCCGAAACCUUGAAACUGUUUGUAUGCUUACCUCAGGGGUGGACAAAUCAGAAAUAAUUUGGCGAGCCUGCCAAGCACCUAACAUCUCCAGUGUACUGACUCGUCCUAUUUUGGUUGCCUGGAACCCUGUAGUGGUAGCUCAUGCAAUGUAACGUAUUGCAAACUAGUUAGCUUAUUAAGUGCAUUAAUACUUACUGAGAGAAACCGUUAUCCUCUAACAAAGUCUCCAAUGUAGCACAUUGUGUUUACAGCAUCGACAAAAUGUCAGCAAGCCCUGCCUGAGUAUUUCGGUUGUGAGAUGUAGCAUUAUGUCCUCCCAUUACACAGUCUGGUUAGUGUAUAUACCCUCUUAAUGCAUUUAAUCCAGAGGUGGGUGAUUUGUAGUAAACAUGUCGGCUUUGUUCUGGACUUAAUUUUGCUCGUUUUUGUCAGUGUUUCCAUCGGCUUUCCAGGUUUUGAGAAGAUUGGUGCAUGUUUGUUAAUCCAGUGAGUAAAAAUCAUUGUGGGCGGCAGAGUGGUGAAGUGGUUUAGCACGGUCGCCUCACAGCAAAAAGGUUCUGGGUUCAAGCCCAGUGGCUAACGGGGGCCCUUUCUGUGUGGAGUUUGCAUGUUCUCCCCGUGUCUGCGUGGGUUUAUUCUGGGUGCUCAAGUUUCCCCUACAGUCCAGAGACAUGCGGUUAGGUUAACAUGGGGCAGCCAUGGCCUGAGGUUGGGCUGAAGUGCCCUUGAGCAAGACACCUAAUUCACAACUGCUCCCCGGGCGCUGUGGCAUGGCUGCCCACGGCUCUGGGUAUGUGUGUGUGCUCGUUUGCUCACGUGUGUGUGUGUAUGUGUUCGUUCACUGCUUCAGAUGGGUUAAAUGCAGAGGUUAAAUUUCACUGUGCGCUUAAGUCUGUGCUUGAGUGUAUGUGUGACAAAGGCUUCUUGGCUUCUGCCAUCAAGCAGAUCACACCGUGAGUAGCAUGUGCUAUAGUAACAUCAAGGUUGGUUACAUCACUGUAAUACGCUUUAAAGUGCCAUUCCACCAUUGGAUGUAUUUUUUUGGCAUAAAAUACAAUAUAUAUUUUAUGACAACAUGACU
Molecule: messenger RNA, 7813 nt
Organism: Neoarius graeffei (lesser salmon catfish)
Lineage: Eukaryota; Metazoa; Chordata; Actinopteri; Siluriformes; Ariidae
Gene: rc3h1a
Product: ring finger and CCCH-type domains 1a
Exons: 20
Coding region: 322-3624 (1100 amino acids)
Molecular function (GO): metal ion binding
Source: RefSeq, a predicted model, not a curated record